Messenger RNA from Trachymyrmex cornetzi, 977 nucleotides. Its product is annotated as ras-related and estrogen-regulated growth inhibitor. Lineage: Eukaryota; Metazoa; Arthropoda; Insecta; Hymenoptera; Formicidae. The record is from RefSeq and is a predicted model, not a curated record. Bases 19 to 744 code for a protein of 241 amino acids. The transcript has 4 exons. Gene Ontology annotation, molecular function: GTPase activity; GTP binding.
AUCAGUGGCGAUAAAGACAUGGAUAGUGAUAGUCCGCCGUUAGCAUCCGCUCUCAAGAAGAGAAAUAGUCCUCCAAUCUGCUGGGCCCUCGGCCUUAACAAGGACACUUUCAAGACUGUCAAAGUGAUCUUACUGGGCCAACCAGGCGUUGGCAAGUCAGCUUUAGCCGUGCGAUUCGCCACAAAACGCUUCAUAGGCGAAUACGAUUGCACCACGGACAGAAUCUAUCGAGUCGACAAUCAUCUGGGAUCUUCGUGGGAAAUAGCGGAUCCUCCCGGAAAUCCACCCGCCUCCGUCGAGCCAAAAUUACGAUGGGCCGACGUGAUAGUUAUCGUUUAUUCGGUAACGGACCGGGUCAGCUUCGAUGAAACUUCUCGUCUGAGGUUUUUGGUAUCACACGCGAGAAGAGGCAGAAAGGUGCCACCGGUCGUGCUGCUUGUGGGAAACAAGGCCGAUCUCUCCUGCUCUCCGGGUGAACGCAUGGUAUCUGCCCUAGAAGGCCAGAAAAGGGCAAAAGAAAUCGAGGCUCAUGCUUUCCACGAGAUUUCCGUAAGGGAAUCGGUUGAUCAGGUCACGGCCGUAUUCAUGAAUAUAUUAAGAUUGCUGACCGAAUUACACAGCAGUCAUCAGACAUCUUUUAGACUGAGAGCAUCCACAGACGGAACCAUAAAUACUCUCCGUCGACCGUCACCUCCUCCAUUGAGAAGAAGAUUUAGCAUCUCUGCUCGCGGAAAUUUACUAUAAUCGUUAGAUUAAAUCCAAGAUUAAAUAAUAAUUUUAUUCUACUAAACAUCGAGAGAGAACACUGUACAAAAAGAUUAUAUUUUAACUGUUUAAUAAACCGAUAUUUGUAAGAAAAGUUACUUGUGUGUACGAAUUCACAGCAAUAUUUCGUACUUUCAUCUUUAUCUGCAAUAAUACGGACAAUGCCAGCAGUCCUAAAAUAUUUGUUUUAAAAGAAUCGUAAUGUAAUUGCG